This is a messenger RNA of Rhopilema esculentum, 2888 nucleotides long. RefSeq names its product katanin p80 WD40 repeat-containing subunit B1. Gene Ontology annotation, biological process: microtubule depolymerization; microtubule severing. Gene Ontology annotation, molecular function: microtubule binding. Gene Ontology annotation, cellular component: katanin complex. NCBI's taxonomy places the organism in Eukaryota, Metazoa, Cnidaria, Scyphozoa, Rhizostomeae, Rhizostomatidae. The record is from RefSeq and is a predicted model, not a curated record.
AGGUACAUGUCGUUUUGUCUUCUCGUGAAGGUGUAGCGGCAAAUUUCAGGCGUUGUUUGAGCUGGAAUUUAGAAGGAAACCUUCUAGGAGUCCAAUAUUUUUAUAACGUUCAAAGAUAAAUACUACAUUUUCAACAUCAUUUAUAAAGAGGCCUGGCUCACGUUAAAUAAAUUUAAUUUUUAUAGACAUCAUCCACGGCCUAACUUCGACGCAGGGAUGCGAGAAGAGGACCUGGACAGACAAACUUUCGUUGUUUCUAGUGGUAACUACGUAUGAUAAGCGCAAUGUAAAGCAGAAUUCGAAGAAAAAAGAGUUGAAUUGGUUUAAAAGGAAAAUGGCAAAUCAAGGAAAGCGUGUCUGGAAGCUGCAGGAGAAUGUUGCUCAUAGUUCACAAGUUACAUGCUUGGCACUUGGUCCAUCCUCUGGAAGGGUCAUUGUUACUGGUGGCGAAGACAGGAAAGUCAACAUGUGGGCAGUUGGAAAGCCUAAUGUAAUAAUGAGCCUAUCUGGCCACACAGCACCCGUGGAAAGUGUACAAUUUAACAAUAGUGAAGAACUUGUUCUUGCUGGCUCCCAGUCAGGGACACUAAAAAUAUGGGACUUAGAAGCUGCUAAAAUUGUUCGAACCUUAACUGGUCACAAAUCAUCAAUAAAGUGCCUGGACUUUCACCCAUAUGGAGAUUUUGUUGCUUCAGGAUCGUCUGACACAAACCUUAAGCUUUGGGAUGUAAAAAGGAAAGGCUGUAUUUUCACAUAUAAGGGUCAUACUGAUUCAGUUAAUCAUUUGCGAUUCAGUCCAGAUGGCAGAUGGAUUAUUUCUGCGGGACAAGACGGCGUCGCAAAACUUUGGGACCUAACUGCUGGCAAAAUUCUCAAUGAUUUUAAAGAUCAUACAAGUGCUGUCAACAAAAUUGAAUUUCAUCCUAAAGAGUUUCUUCUAGCAACUGCCAGUGCUGAUCGCACUGUCAAAUUUUGGGAUCUUGAGACGUUCGACUUAAUCUCAACCACCGAGCUCGAGCAGUCUUCCGUGAGGGCUAUCUCUUUCCAUCCAGAGGGUCACUGCUUGUUUAGCGGCUCGCAAGAUUCGCUGAGGGUGUAUGGAUGGGAGCCAAAAGUAUGUUAUGAUUCAUUUUCUCUUGGCUGGGGAAAAGUAAGCGACAUGGUGUUUUCAUCAAAUCAAAUGAUCGGAGCAUCCUUUGCACAAACUAAUAUGUCUGUUUGGGUUAUCGAUUUAGCGCAUCUUCCGGAGUCAAUUUCGGAUGCUGAUAAAAGGGAACAGACUUUGAAGAAGGAAAAGGGACCAGAAGAAGCAGUCAAUCCUGCAGGAGGAGGAAAUGCUCCUGUACCCAAUGCUUCACGUAAACAAAGCCCUCAAAGGAAAUCUUUUAAUACAAGACCAAGGACGACGUCAUCAAAACCAAAACCCACUGUAAAAGAAGAAACGCCUGCGGCAGUUGUGGAGGAUGACGACCAGCCUGUGACAUAUGACAAAGCUUUCAAGCCAUCGGCAGUGUUACGAAGAUCGCCAUCAAGUGAAAGACGUCUUAUCGAGCCGUUUAAAGCCCCGGAUGAACAGAUCAAAAGUGCCGAUCCUGUUGUUUCAGAGUCUCGAAAGGACGACAAUGAAAAAGGGAAGCCCGAGAGUAGAGGCAAAAUAUCCCCUGAAGGAGAAAAAGGCAAAGAACAGCCUCCCAAUGUUGAAGUAGCCUCGCAUGAGCCUGCUCCUCAGCCUCAAAUCCAAAAUGUAGUUGCAGCAAAGGUCGAAACCAAAGAAUCGAGGGCGCCCUCAAGACAGCCGCCCUCACCGGAUCCAACACCUCAAGCUCCUAGCAACCCGCAAUGGCGAGAAAAGGCUAACAUUGACCCUCGACCAGUGCAUCCUUCCUCAGCUCAGCCGCCCUUUCAACAGAACAGUGAAAAGGCUAGGCCUGAAAGUGAGGUCGCAGGAGUGAACUUAAAUGACUUUAUGCCGGUUAUUUCAAAGAUAGGACAGGAUGUACGGAAUGAUCCACCGUCUCACCACAUAAGCGAUGAAGCUGCGAUGGGCCUGCUCAGAAAAAGUCACCAGUCUAUUUGCACGAUAAUGACCUCUCGACUAAAGAACUUAUCAAUUAUCGGUCAGAUGUGGACAGAUGGAGAAAUUAAGUCAGCUGUUCAGACUGCUGCAUCCAUGCCUGACCAAGCCAUUCUUAUCGAUCUAUUGAAUGUUUUAGUUUUGAAACAGACACUUUGGAAUCUUGAUAUAUGUGUGGUGGUGCUGCCUCAAGUGAAAGAGAUGCUUAGCAGCAAAUAUGAAAGCUACGUAGAGACUGGAUGCAGCGUCAUCAGGCUUGUGUUAAAAAGUUUUGCGCCAGUCAUAAAAAGCAACAUGGCCGCCCCACCUGUUUCAGUGGGAUGCGAUAUCGUUAGAGAGGAAAGGUAUCAAAAAUGUAGAAGAUGUCACUCAUACUUAAUGGACAUAAAAGAACUUGCAAACAGACUUUCGCACAAUCACGGCAAACAUGGUGCAAUGAAUAAACAGAUAUCGCUAGCUUUAAAUGCCAUAGACUGAACUGUUUGUCAUUAAAGCAGCAAUUUCAUUGUCUAAAAUGUGACAUUAUCUAUCUAAGCUUUUAAGCUAGAUUGUGUUUCUCCUCCAGGAAUAUGACAACAAGUGAGGAAAUUUAGCUUUUUUACUGUGAUUCAAAGUAUUCCGUCGAAUCUCAUGGAUUGGGUACUACCGUCAACGUGUUCAAUUGGAUUUCAUGUUUGUAUUUUAGUAAAGCUUUGAUGCACUCUUAUUAGGUCCCGUUUGCAAGUAGCACUCGGCUGGUGAUUCAUAGUUGCACUUUUUAGAUCAUUAGUAAUCAGCCAUAGUUGAUUGUGGAUAACAUAGUACACGAGAAUAA